AGGCAGGCCAGAGCUGUUUAGGUAGCCAAAUGUCUGCAGUGGCGCUCAGACUUAGCUUCAAGUUCCAGGGGGUUCGUCGAUCAUCAGAGCCGCCAUGACUCGGGCUGAUCUUUGGCCCGCGCCUGCGGUGCCGAGUUGACGGGCCAAGUUCUUGUGGUUUAAUAAGGGGCUUUAAAUGUCGAUUUUGAUGCAGAUACUUAUUGACAGGGCCCUUGAUGCCGGCAGAGCCUCCGAAAGGUCUCUUUCCCGGCAGACUUCAGGGACUGGCAACAGCGGCGAGCUUCCAACAAUGCCUGGCCGUUGAAACCUCGCCGGCGCAACACCUCGAGCACAUCAUUGAUGCGAUCCGACGUACCAGAUGGGACCUAAUCACGACGGAACCGGCAUCAGCAUCACGGAUACAGCAAUUCCAUAGUACCCAGAGGGACAGUCGGUAUUCAUCAUGCGUCUGGCUGCAGCCGUCGUUGCAACAGCGUUACCCUUGACAUGGGCAGGAUCUCUCCCUUCGGCCAAUGACCUGCUCCUAUCCCUGCAAAAAGCGCCUCAUUGUGCGCAAGAAUGUCUUGCCAACGCAACCGUGCAAUCCCAUUGCUCGCUUGAUGAUCCCACAUGCAUCUGCGUGGACAAAUAUGCCGACAUCGAGGAGGCCGGAUCACCGUGCAUUCUCAAGUCAUGCUCUCUAAUAGAAGCUUUGUUCACCAAGAACCUGACCGAGACGACGUGCAACCGACCGAGGCGCGACAAGGCACCGAGAUAUGAUGCCAUGAACAUCUCCAUGGGCGUCAUCACCGCGCUGCUAGUCGUCGUUCGUCUCGUCUUCAAGCGCUUUUUCAGCCAGCGAAACACACUCGGCGCCGACGACGUGGCAAUACUGUUGACAUUGGUGAUAGGCGUCCCCUGCACAAUCAUCAACAAGGUUGGCCUUACAGCCCAUGGCAUGGGCAAAGAUGUCUGGACAUUGUCUCCCGAUAUACUUACCGACUUUGUGUUGUACUUUUACGUCAUGGAAGUCCUGUAUCUGGCGGAAAUGUCACUCAUCAAACUUAGCCUGUCCCUAUUCUAUCUUUACAUCUUCCCAGGCACUACGACACGCCGGCUGCUUCUCGGGACUGCGGUUUUCAACGUCAUAUUUGGGUUUACCUUUGUUACAACGGCUGUGUUUCAAUGCAGUCCGGUCCACUAUUACUGGACGCAGUAUGUUGAUGCCACGUCACACGGCCGGUGCAUUAACAUCAAUCUCUUCGCCUGGAUCAAUGCGGCACUCGCCAUCGCGGUCGAUGUAUGGAUGAUUGCGAUACCGCUCUUCCAGAUCAAGAAACUAGAGCUCCACUGGAAGAAGAAAAUCGGUGUUGCUAUCAUGUUUUUGAUAGGGACAUUCGUCACAAUCGUCUCAAUCUUGCGUCUCCAGUCGCUUAUUUACUUUGCAAACUCCAAAAAUCCUACGUGGGACCAGUGGAUUGUCGCUUGGUGGUCGACUAUCGAAGUCAACGUGGGCAUGAUUUGCACCUGUUUGCCAACCGUUCGUCUGAUCCUCGUGCGGAUAUAUCCCCGGGUGUUCAGCACCAACACCUCGCGCAACAAGUCCAUCUCGGGCUUCGCGGAGAGGUAUGGACGAAAUAGCAACAUGUUUGGUCGAAACCAGAUUCAAUUAUCUAGCGUGGAGACCAACCUAGCAGAGGUUGGAGGUAAGCAACCUGGAUUGUCGUCCGAAACGACAGAGAGAAACCUCGGAAGGUGAUGGCGGCCGCCGACACACUGCGCAUCGCGCCCAGCGGGGGCUUAGCGCCCCAGGUCUCGUGCUUAUACCAGCGGACCGGGCCCGGGAGUCGGAAAUACUGUAUCGAUUUGAUCAGAUUCAAC
This is a messenger RNA of Purpureocillium takamizusanense, 1860 nucleotides long. RefSeq lists its product as uncharacterized. The transcript has 4 exons. Lineage: Eukaryota; Fungi; Ascomycota; Sordariomycetes; Hypocreales; Ophiocordycipitaceae. The record is from RefSeq and is a predicted model, not a curated record. Bases 443 to 1738 code for a protein of 431 amino acids.